Neogale vison (American mink) is the source of this 1636-nucleotide messenger RNA. It is a transcript of the gene ZBTB32, whose product is annotated as zinc finger and BTB domain containing 32. The coding region runs from base 119 to 1567 and encodes 482 amino acids. Gene Ontology annotation, molecular function: RNA polymerase II cis-regulatory region sequence-specific DNA binding; protein binding; DNA-binding transcription factor activity, RNA polymerase II-specific. The record is from RefSeq and is a predicted model, not a curated record. Lineage: Eukaryota; Metazoa; Chordata; Mammalia; Carnivora; Mustelidae. Gene Ontology annotation, biological process: regulation of transcription by RNA polymerase II. The transcript is spliced from 6 exons. Gene Ontology annotation, cellular component: nucleus.
CAGGAGGAAGCUACAACUGGCUUGAGAAUAUGCUGUUCCUCUCUCCUCUUUCCACCAUGGACCCCACACUGUGGCCUUUCUUUCAGGUCCUCUGAGACUGGUACCCAGGCAAGGCACAAUGCCCCUGUUCCCGACGACAAGACUGCUUAGCCCCUAUGGCUCUGAUCGGCUGGUACGGCUAGCAGCCAGGCUCCGGCCAGCACUGUGUGAUACCUUGAUCACUGUGGGAAGCCAAGAAUUCCCUGCCCACAGCCUGGUCUUGGCAGGUGUGAGCCAGCAGCUGGGCCGCAGGGGCCACUGGGCUCUGAUGAAAGGCAUCAGCCCAUCCACCUUUGCCCAGCUUCUGUACUUUGUUUAUGGGGAGAGUGUAGAACUGCAGCCUGGGGAACUGGGACCCCUUGAGGAAGCGGCCAGAGCCUUGGGGGUGCAGUCUCUGGAAGAGGCAUGCAAGAAGGCUCGACAGGACAGGGCUAGAGAACUGGGUCCAGGGCUCAAGGAACAUCAGGAGGAGCCAGAGAAACCCACAAAGGACUCUGAGAGAGGACUGGAGGGACAUGGAGAGCAGAGACCAGAGACAUUUGUUAGAGCUGGUUGGAGAGAACAAGAGGCACUGCAUGAGCAAAGGCCACCAAAAGACAGCUCUGAGAGAGCAGAGGCAAUGAAGGAAGGUGCGGGGAAGCAGAGGAGAUCAAAGGAAAAACUUAAGCAAUCGCCUAAUGGGAAGGAAGACGGGAUUAUGUGGGUGACAGAGAGUCCAGGGGGCUCUGAGGAAGGUCUGCGGGAGUUCUCUUGCCCCCUUCCCCCACCAGGUUCCCUCCAAACAAGCGUCAUUCCUAGGCCCUGGUGGGCUGAGGCCCCUUGGUUGGGGGAGGGCCAGCCCGCCCUGUGGAGCAUCCUGCUGUUGCCACCCAGAUAUGGCACUCCCCUCUCCCAUAGCACCCCCAUCACUGGAGCCUGGCAGGAGGUCUGGCCUCAGGACCAGAGGAUCCCAUUGUCCCUGAACCCUGAGAAAGGUCUCUGGAACCAGAACCAGUUGGCCAACUCCAGUCAUGCCGCAGGUUUCCUCCCCCAGGGCCCCACAAAGCUCAGCCCUGGGGAGAUGAAAGAGUCUGAUCAGAGGCACACAGGUGCACUUGCAACCUGUGUGGGUCAUGUGAGUAGAGCAGGCCCAGCUCACCAACAACCUCCCCCACCCCCACCUGCUCGGUCUCGGCCCUAUUCUUGUUCUGUCUGUGGAAAAAGGUUCUCACUCAAGCAUCAGAUGGAGACGCACUACCGAGUCCACACAGGAGAGAAGCCCUUCUCCUGUAGCCUCUGCCCCCAGCGCUCCCGGGACUUCUCAGCCAUGACCAAGCACCUGCGGACGCAUGGGGCCGCACCAUACCGCUGCCCUCUGUGCCAGGCCGGCUGCCCCAGCCUGGCCUCCAUGCAGGCGCACAUGCGCGGCCACUCGCCCAGCCAGCUCCCACCUGGAUGGACCAUUCGCUCCACCUUCCUCUACUCCUCUUCUUCGAGGCCGUCCCGGGCCUCGACCUCUCCCUGUAGGUCCCCUUCCUCAACCACCUGAUGGUGUUGGUAGCUUCUUUGGCUUCAGCUGACAAUACAAUUAAAGAAUGAAAGACGGGCCGACGGGCUG